AUGAAGGUGGCGCUGAAAGCGAAGAAGAAAGCAAAGCCCCUGCCCCCUGCCAAAGCAAAGGCUUUAAAGGCAAAGAAAGCAGUGCUGAAAGCAUCCCCAAGAGCAACAAGCUUGACCUCUAUGAAGAAGAUAGAAGUCAACCAUACACUUGUGUUCAUUGUGGAUGUCAAGGCCAAUGAGCAGCAGAUCAAACAGGCCGUGAAGAAGCUCAAUGACAUUGACAUGGCCAAGGUCAACACCCUGAUCAGGCCUGGUGAAGAGAAGAAGGCAUAUGUUCCACUGGCUCCCGACUAUGAUGCUCUGGAUGUUGCCAACAAAAUUGGGAUAAUCUGA
This is a messenger RNA of Eptesicus fuscus (big brown bat), 333 nucleotides long. RefSeq names its product 60S ribosomal protein L23a-like. The transcript is spliced from 2 exons. Gene Ontology annotation, biological process: translation; ribosomal large subunit assembly. Gene Ontology annotation, cellular component: ribosome; cytosolic large ribosomal subunit. Bases 1 to 333 code for a protein of 110 amino acids. NCBI's taxonomy places the organism in Eukaryota, Metazoa, Chordata, Mammalia, Chiroptera, Vespertilionidae. Gene Ontology annotation, molecular function: structural constituent of ribosome. The record is from RefSeq and is a predicted model, not a curated record.